Andrographis paniculata is the source of this 994-nucleotide messenger RNA. RefSeq names its product two-component response regulator ORR21-like. NCBI's taxonomy places the organism in Eukaryota, Viridiplantae, Streptophyta, Magnoliopsida, Lamiales, Acanthaceae. Gene Ontology annotation, biological process: regulation of DNA-templated transcription. Gene Ontology annotation, molecular function: DNA-binding transcription factor activity; DNA binding. The record is from RefSeq and is a predicted model, not a curated record. Gene Ontology annotation, cellular component: nucleus. The transcript is spliced from 4 exons. The coding region runs from base 1 to 960 and encodes 319 amino acids.
AUGUCUUCAUCGAAUGCUAAGGAUGAGGCGAUGGUGAAGAUUGCAAUAAAAGAUGGAGCAUUUCUUGUCAUAGAAAAACCCAUUUCGGAGGGUACCAUGAAGUACCUUUGGCAACAUGUCCUAAGGGAACAAAUCCGAAAAGGUAAAAAAAAUAAUAAUGACCAAAUCCGAAAAGCCGAAGAUAAAGGUAAAGGUAAAGAUAAAGGUAAAUGCAAAGGCAAAGGCAAAAGCAAAGGCUCGACUAUUAUGGUAAAAUCGAGUCCAUCAAAAAGGUGCAAAGCAACGGAUCGUGGAAAACAAACGGCAAAAAACCACGUCGAGCAUCACAAUAUUAUUAGCUUCGAUGGUUCGGGCCUCAAGUCAUCUUUUAGGCCAAAACCAUCCGUGGAAUGGACUCCGGAACUUCACAAGAAGUUCCUCGAAGCAAUUGAACAGCUUGGCAAUGACAGAAGUUAUCCUAAAGAAAUUCUUGAACAUAUGAACGUUCCUGGUCUGACGAGAAUGCAAGUUGCGAGUCAUCUUCAGAAAUUCCGGCAAGAUUCAUCAAAGCAAGUGCAAGGUACCGUGGCAUCAACAAGUUCUUUGGCGCCGAAGGGGUUGGGAUUAGUCCCUCCGGUUAUUACAGAAAUUUCGGCGCCACACAGUUCAAUUGCACCAUUCCAAGGCAUGGAAUCCUUGCCCCCUUCGAGCAACAAUGUCUCGACCAACAAUGAUGUCACAAAUCUUCAGACAAUGAAUCCAGUGGUCGAAAAUAAUGAUCAAGGAAUGAAUAAGACGGCAGCUGAACCAGCUGCCCCGAUGAUCCAGCCGGCCUUAGGAGAUGCCUUUGACCCCGGUCUUGCCGCCAAUUUUGAUGAUUUUAUACCUUUCGGCUAUGACUAUGGAAGCCAGAUUGAUGAUCAAGGGAUGGACACUGAAGAAGAUCUUGCCAGCUUUUGGGAUUUGUGGAAUCUAGAUUAAGGUUUCAAGAAUUGAGGAUUUUCUUUUUUAUCAA